CUCGGUCUCCUAGCAACCCGAGGAGACUCUGGCAGCGGCCGGGUGGACCGGGAGCGGCGGCGGGGGAGCGGGGCCCCGGUAGCGCCCGCGCGGCCCCGGCGACCCCCCGGUCCCGGCCUCCGCGAUACCCUCCGGGGCCUCCGCGCUCCAGGCCCGGCUCCCUGCCCCCCUCCCCGGGCCUGACCCCCCCACGAUACCCCCGGCCCAGCCCCCCUCGGCCCUGACACCCCCAAGACACCUCCCGGGCCUCUGUGCCCCUGACCCCAAGCCCCUGUGACGCUCCCGGGCCUCUGCACCCCGGGGUCCUUGGGCCCCGACACCCCUGGGUCCUGACCCGCUGAGAUGGACCCUGGCCCGUCACAUCCUUGGGCCCUGACACUCUCCCCGCUCCUCCCCGCCAAGAUACACCCUGGUCAUCUCUCCCCCCAGGCCUUGGGCCCCCACACGGGGGAUCCCUGCUUGCACCCAGGACCCCUGGCUCCCCACACCUGCAGCCCACAUGCAGGGGAUUCCCCCCCAAAGCUCCCUGACUCUCCCCUUGACCCAUGCCCGGGGGAUCCCUGCGAUCCCCCAGCACUCUGAUGCCCUCAGACCUACAUCCAGGAGACCCUUCACUCCCUGUCACCCUCCCGUAUGCAGCUGUCCUCUGCCCCCUCUGUCCCGUCCCCUCGCCCUUGUCUAUGCCAGCGCAGCCCCUCCAGGCAGGGAUUUGCUCUUGCACUUCCUUCCUCCAGCAGCGCCAGGCCUGAAGGGAUGAAGGAGCAUGUUUCCCACCAGGAAACCGGCCCUUCCCUCUGAGGUGGCCCCAGAGACCUGCAAGUCCCCUCCAUGCACCUCUAAAGAUCGCAGAGCUGCAAUCGGUGAUCUCCACUUGUUACUUAGAAAGAGCUGGGAGCUUUCUCCCAAUCAUCCUUCAAAGCAGGGAAUUUAUUACUUUUCUUCCUUUCCCAUGAGUGUUCUAGUACACUUGGAUGUUUAACAACAUCUCUGGGAUAGAGACCAGUUCUGAUGCAAAACCCCAAUGUCCUGACUGUGUGCCUAGACUUAGUGACAACUCCAGAGUAAUCUGAAACUCCCGCAUUUUCCCAAAUAAUGUUGUUUCUCUAAUGCUCUCAUCAAACUUUCCUUUAGAGAUAAAAUCUGAGGAAGAAGAAUUUGCCACAGAAGCAGUAGAAGGACCUUAAUGUACUUUGACUGAGUCAUUCUCUGUGGUCUUAACCCUGUGAGAAGAUUUUGUGUCCCUUCUAGACUUUGAAACACUCAGCUCAGAAGUAUUUAACUGAUGCCAUGGCAACAGGGAAUCCAGCUGUGCUCCAAGAAUCAUCUCAGGACAUGAAGCAAAGAAACAAGCCCUUGAUAAAAGGCAUUCAGACUCCAAAGAAGGAAGUGAUCAGGUUAGAUGCCAUAAGGAUGUUAGAUCCAAGUCGGUCAAAACUUGAUACUCAUGAAACCCAAAGAAUCCUAUCUGUGUUGGAUGAGACGAUUGUCAAGCUGGAACUGAGCAGUUUGAUCCCUCGUAUUAUUGACUCUCUGGAUAGGUUUGCUGAUAUGCUGGGACCUGAGAUCACAAAUGACCUGAUGGAGCACCAAAAGCUUUCAAGCAAAAUGGAGCACCUACUUUCCAGCUUUCAGGAACAGGAUACCUCAAGAGCUGAGGAACAGAGGGACUGUCUUUGCUUGCUAGAGCAACAUCUGAAAAGUUCUGUUAGAAAUAUUCUGAGACUCUUGCUGGCCAACCCUUCGCUUUGUCAGGCUCUGAAAUACGAAGUCUGUGCAAGACAGUUAUCAGCUGAAGCGUUUAUCAAAGCCUUUAGGGAGUUCAGGAAUUUCAUGCAUGAGAGACUCCUGACUAGUCCCUUAGAAGAGAAAGAAAAGAUUCAGUUCAUGGAAAACAUCUCCCUCCGGAUUAAGAAAAACACUGAAACACUCACAGCUUUAAAGGCAGAACUGGCAGCAACAAUCCAGUCUCGAGAUGAAAAGAUUCACAGGAAGGACAAUCUGAUCAAAGAUCUCAAAAACUCUUUGCAAGAUGUGGCCAACAACUACAAGAUCAGUGUCCUGCAGAUUAUGCAGGAAGGGGAAAACCAGCAAAAAGAGGAGCUGCGAGCUUCUCAGGCCAGGUGUGCUAGGCUACAGGAGGACAUUCAGCAGCUAAGAGCAAAACUCUGUAUGCUUGUACUGGAGCAUCGAGAAUCAGAACUGGUUCUCAGAAAGAAGAAGUGCAAAGCAGAGAUGGAAAUUGAGAAGUGGAUCCAGAAAUAUGAUGCGGACAUGGGGGAAAAACAGGUAUCCUCUAUAAGGCUGAGUAUGAGGAGCUUUAUGCUCUCUACUCCAAGGAGAAGGCCCAGGUGUCCCUGCUGCAGGAGAAACAUGCAGUGCUUAUCCAGGAGUAUUCCCAGAUCGAGGAGGAGCGCAGGAUACGUCAGAAGAAGAAGGAACGGGAUUUGGAGGAGUUGACCACCAUGACCCUUGCUGCCACCCGCAUCCAGGCCUUCUGGAGGGGAUACUUGGUCCGGUCGCUCUUCAAGUUGAAAAGGAAGAAGAAGAAGAAGAAGGGAAAGGGCAAGAACCCCAACAAAUAAGCACAAAAUCUAUUCUCUCUCCUCCAUUCUUUCUUCCUGGCAGAGCUGCUGGCUCCUCUGGCUCUUCCAGAUAAAAACAUUAGCUGAGAUAGCCUUUGCACUCAGGCCCAAGCUUUCUAGGGCUGGGGUUCUCAUAGUCAGAGUAUUUCAAAGAAGUGGCAUAAAGACACGUCUCAGCAUUUUAGGUUUAGCUCUGUUGCCAUUGAAAGGAGGAGGAUGUCUCCUGAUGAAGGGACGGGACCAACCAGGAAUGGAGUGCAGAUUCCUGACUUUUCUCCCUAGCUUUAGUCCCCAUGCCCAAAUUGUGUUUAUGUGUCAGGGCCCAAUUCUGUUGUUACUGAAGGUGGCAAUAAAAUCAUUUAUGGGGGCAAGAUGAAGCCCUGUGCCUGA
This is a messenger RNA of Dromaius novaehollandiae (emu), 2972 nucleotides long. It is a transcript of the gene DRC10, whose product is annotated as IQ motif containing D. The transcript is spliced from 4 exons. NCBI's taxonomy places the organism in Eukaryota, Metazoa, Chordata, Aves, Casuariiformes, Dromaiidae. The record is from RefSeq and is a predicted model, not a curated record. Gene Ontology annotation, molecular function: protein binding. The coding region runs from base 1288 to 2457 and encodes 389 amino acids.